Molecule: messenger RNA, 1138 nt
Organism: Sinocyclocheilus rhinocerous
Lineage: Eukaryota; Metazoa; Chordata; Actinopteri; Cypriniformes; Cyprinidae
Gene: dtwd2
Product: DTW domain containing 2
Exons: 6
Coding region: 26-1120 (364 amino acids)
Source: RefSeq, a predicted model, not a curated record
CGGGCUGACGGGCGGCGGGAAGCUGAUGAUGUUCGUCUCAGAGUUUCCUCUCGCUUCUUUAUUCUCCGGCGUAAAUGUCACUGUCUUCGUUUUUCUCCCGGUCUGUGGCGUUUUGUUCCCGUUUAAUUUCGCUCGUUUCGUCUUGAUUUGUGCUGGUCGCUCCGUUGCAUGUUUCCCUCCGCGCGCCGCCAUCUUUCUCUCACACGUCACCGGAAGCGGAAACGGUCUCAUCAAACAAGCAAGUGAUACACCGAAGGGAUAUGAAACAAUGACCUCACAGUUUAAUAAAGAUGCAGUAGAAGAAAUGAACGAGGAUGAUGACGAAGACGAAGAAGAAACGAGGGAGAGAGAGGAAGAUGAUGGCGAUGAUGAAGGGUUUUCAGUGCUGUCGGAGCUACCCGUAGAGAAGAGCGAGAGACGCCCGACCUGCCGCCGAUGCUGUCGUCCGCUGAAGGUGUGUCUGUGUCCGUAUCUCCCGCCGUGUCCUCUAGACGUCUCCACGUGUCUCUACAUCGUGCAGCAUCCGGCUGAGGAGAGUCGGGUUCUGCGCACGGUUCCGCUCCUGGCAGCGUGUCUCCCGCCGGGAAAGUGCCGUGUUUUCAUCGGGAGGCGUUUCUCUGAAGAGAGGUAUCCGGAGCUGGCGGCUGUGUGUAAAGACGCUCACACGCUGCUGCUGUAUCCCGGAGCCGCUGCAGAGAAUCUGGAGGAUCUGAGCACUGAUUUCACCUCGACGGCCCACAGCGUGAUCCUGAUCGACGGCACCUGGAGUCAGGCUAAAGACAUGUUCCUGAGGAACGCACUGCUGCGGCUGCCCAGACAGGUGCAGCUCCGCAGCGCCCCCUCCAGUCAGUACGUGAUCCGCACGCAGCCCACCAACAUGUGUGUGUCGACGCUGGAGUGUGCAGCCGCUGCGCUCUCCAUCAUGGAGAAGAACCACAGCAUUCAGGAGGUUCUUCUCAAACCUCUUCAGGCUCUGUGCUCCUUCCAGCUGCAACACGGCGCUCAGAUCCACCACAGCAAAGAGCAUCUCAUCAAAAACGGACAGUACAACAAGAUCAUGCCCAAAAACAAGCGCAAGAUUCGCCGGAUGCAGAAACUCCUCACCAACCAGAAUAUAUGAGACGACAGCAUCUUUUUC